Messenger RNA from Paramecium tetraurelia, 1131 nucleotides. RefSeq lists its product as uncharacterized. The record is from RefSeq and is a predicted model, not a curated record. NCBI's taxonomy places the organism in Eukaryota, Ciliophora, Oligohymenophorea, Peniculida, Parameciidae. The transcript has 4 exons.
AUGGAAUAUAAACGUUUGCUUGAUAUUUGUGAAUAAUUACUAAAGCAUUCAGUGAUUGGUAGCGUUGCCUUUGGAUAUGCUGGAAAAAUAUUAUUUACUCAAAGAAAAGACACUCUCCAAUGUUAUAGUUAAUCCAUAAGCAAAUCAAAAUGCCUUGGUUGUGAAGAUCAUCCAAUUAUUUGCGUAAUGUUUCAAUUAGAUGCUUACACAAAGAGAUAUUAAUAUAACCAAUACAGAAACAACAAUCAACCAUUUAUUAGUAACAUUAUAUUUGAUGUAAUCAAGGACACUUACAAUGCGAAUGAUUUGAGAUCUGAAUUUUCUACCACAUUCCAAGUAUAUAUAGCAUAAUUGAAUCCCUAGUUAUUGUUACAAAUAAAUAGUGAUCGAAAGGAAUUGGAUGCCACAGUCACUUUCUUAUAAAAUGAGAUAAGGAAAAUCAAAUUAGAAUUGAACAUGUCGAAUUCUCGGUUGGAUCAAUAGAAGAAAUUGACUAAUUCGGAGGACAAGGAGAGGAGCUUAAAAUUAUAGAGACAAAUCGAUGAGUUGAAGGAUGAAUUGCAAACAAAAAUAGAAGAACAUGAAGAGCAAGUUCAUCAAUUGCAGUUUAAAUAUGAUGAAUAAAUAAAAGCUUUGAUGAAGAAGAAUAAGGAAACCUUUUAAUCAGAGUCAAAAUAUCAAUAAUUAGAAAAGGAAUAGAAAUAGUAUGAGGAAUUCUUCGAUAAAUUUGCUGAAAUGUCAUUGCCAUAUUUAGAAAAAUACGAAAGAGAUUUUGAAAAACAAUAAGCCAAAUCCAAAAGAUAUUCAGAGCAAAAUAUUAGUGAAAAUGAAAUACUCCUAGAUUUUCUCUUCUAUUUGCUCUAGAAGUAUGUCCCCUUGUAAGAAGACUUGAGGGAGGUCAGGAAGAGUAGUGCUAAGAAGAGCAAUCAAGCAAGUCCAAAGGUAUCGAGAGAGAGCAAUAAGGGAGAAUCUUCUGCCACAAGAGAUUUGCAUUUUGAACAAUACAAAGUACAAAACAAUAAUCAGAUUGAUGAUACUGUCAAUAAAUUAAAACAAGAGUUGGAACAAUCAAGAAAAACACUUGAGAAAUAUGAAUUAAGUCGAAAUAAAUUAUAGAAUUAAAUAUCGUGA